Messenger RNA from Oryza sativa Japonica Group (Japanese rice), 3621 nucleotides. NCBI's taxonomy places the organism in Eukaryota, Viridiplantae, Streptophyta, Magnoliopsida, Poales, Poaceae. The record is from RefSeq and is a predicted model, not a curated record.
GACUGAGAUGUACAAAAUGCAGGCAAAACAAGUUCUUUUCAGCUGCAGAUGAUGUGAUCGUUGGUCAGUAGUCUGGUGUGCUAGACAAGGAGAAAUAAUGCUAAGUACAAUACAAAUAGUUAUGGUCAAUCGCAUUUCCAAUCACAGCAUCAUUAUUAAGGACAAGGUCAAAGCUUUCUCAGCUGUCACCAAACAAGACUUGGUAUGGCUUGUUUACUUAAUUCUCUGAAGGAGAAAAAAUAUAGAUUCCAAGGAAAUUUGAGUAAAUAAUGUACCCAUAGAAAAUCUCUACGGAUUUUGCAAAGAAAAUUGAUAUAUUAGCUACUUAGCUGAAAAUUUUGACUCCUUGUUACAACCUGACAAACAGGCAAACAACGGAAUAUUAGCUUGAGCUAGCCUGACUGUCAGUAACAGAACCAGUGAUCUGAUAGACAGAUAUCCAGCAGAGAUUAUUGUAAGACCAUCCAACUGGAAUUCAAGUUGUAAGCUUAGAAAGAAAUAGGGACAUUGUAUACUCACUACCAUAAAGAUAAACAGAAACUGAACAAGAGUUUGUCUUCUACCCUGUAAAGUGCCAAAGAAGAAGCUCUAUCUAAAAUUCGUCUUGACCUGAUGUGGUGACCACCUUGGAAGACUCGGAAAGUUGGAAGACUUUAGCAAGUCAAGCAUGGAAUAGUCUUACUGACAGACCAGUUCAAUCUUAGAAAAAGUAUGUGGCUAUCAUGGUCUUUCUUAGAAUGGAGGAUGCAAGGGAUGUUGUAUGUAUAUGCAAAUUUCAGUUCACAAAAUCCAGGUGGUAUAUAGAAGGCCAGCUAAGACAAUGACCAUUUACCUACAGAUACUAUUCCUCGUGACAUUUUUACUUAGAAAUAACUUGUAAGGUGGGCAGGAUCUCGAGUUGACUUGACCUUACAAGUUCAAAAAAAAAUAACUUGUAAGGUCAAGUCAACUCUUCGGUGUGCAAUAAAAAGUAGGAAAUGGAAGCAAUAAUCAGAACAAGCAAUAUGGCACCUCCACUCUUCUUGCUCUCCCUCCAAUUGUUGGUGCUACUGUCCUCCCCAUCUGCUCAAGCUCAGAACAUCAGCUUGGGCACAUCAUUAACAACCCAAGGGCCAAACAACGCAUGGCUCUCGCCAUCAGGCGACUUCGCGUUUGGAUUCCGGCCCAUCGAUGGCAACUCCUCCUUCUACCUCCUCGCCAUCUGGUUCAACAAGAUCAGCGACAAGACGGCAACAUGGUAUGCCAAGACCAGUGAGCAAGAACCACAGCCGAUACAAGUGCCAUCUGGCUCCAUCCUCCAGUUUACCUCAACUGGUGUACUUUCUCUCCGAGAUCCCACCAAUAGAGAGGUAUGGAAUCCAGGAGCAACUGGUGCACCCUAUGCCAGCAUGCUCGACACCGGGAAUUUUGUGAUUGCUGCUGCAGGAGGCUCUACUAUCAGCUGGGAAACUUUCAAGAACCCAACAGACACCAUCCUGGUCACACAAGCGCUGUCCCCUGGAAUGAAGCUCCGCAGCCGACUCCUUACCACAGAUUACUCCAAUGGCAGGUUUCUUCUUAACAUGGAAACUCAACGAGCUGCACUUUAUACCAUGGCAGUUCCAUCUGGAAACCUUUAUGACCCAUAUUGGUCCACACCCAUAGAUGAGAAUGUCACAAAUCAGGUCACCAAUCUGGUGUUCAAUACUACCGGUAGGAUAUACGUGAGCAUGAAGAAUGGAACACAAUUCAACAUGACAUCUGGGGUGAUCCGCUCCAUGGAGGACUACUACCAUCGUGCUACGCUUGACCCAGAUGGUGUGUUCAGGCAAUAUGUGUACCCGAAGAAGCCCAGCAGCAUGAGUCAGGCAUGGACAGCAGUGAGCAUCCAACCUGAAAACAUCUGCAAUGCUCAGACAAAAGUAGGCAGUGGCACCUGUGGAUUCAAUAGUUACUGCAUGUUUGAUGGCAGCAACAACCAGACAAGCUGUGUGUGCCCGGAGCAGUACUCGUUCUUUGAUGAGGUGAGGAAGUACAGAGGCUGCAGACCGGACUUCGAGCUACAAAGCUGUGAUUUGGAUGAGGCAGCUUCCAUGGCACAGUAUGAGUUUAACUUGGUUAAUAAUGUGGAUUGGCCUCAGGCUGACUAUGAGUGGUACACUCCCAUAGACAUGGAUGAAUGUCGACGGCUCUGCCUGAUUGAUUGCUUCUGUGCUGUUGCUGUAUUCCAUGAAAACACCUGCUGGAAGAAGAAGCUCCCUCUAUCAAACGGGAUCAUGGGGAGUGGAGUGCAGAGAACAGUUCUUAUCAAGGUGCCAAAGAGCAACAGUUCGCAGCCAGAGCUCAGAAAGUCUAGAAAAUGGAAGAGUGACAAGAAGCUCUGGAUCCUAGGAAGUUCGUUGCUUCUCGGAGGCUCUGUGAUAGCGAAUUUUGCCUUGAGUUCUGUUCUUCUUUUCGGUACUUACUGUACAAUCACCAGAAAGGAUGUCCAGCCAUUGCAACCAUCACGAGACCCAGGAUUACCCCUCAAAGCUUUCAGUUAUGCAGAGCUUGAGAAGGCAACGGACGGAUUCAAGGAGGUGUUGGGCACAGGUGCAUCUGGUAUUGUGUACAAAGGCCAGCUGCAAGAUGAGUUAGGAACUUACAUUGCUGUCAAGAAAAUUGAUAAGAUUCAGCAUGAGACUGAAAAGGAGUUUGCUGUGGAGGUCCAAACCAUUGGACGGACGUACCAUAAGAACCUGGUCCGGAUGCUAGGAUUCUGCAAUGAAGGAACUGAGAGACUGUUGGUGUAUGAAUUCAUGGUUAAUGGAUCGCUCAACAGAUUCCUGUUUAGUGGUGUCAGGCCUCUGUGGAGUCUUCGAGUUCAACUUGCUCUCGGUGUCGCAAGGGGGCUGCUAUACUUACAUGAGGAAUGCAGCACACAGAUCAUCCACUGUGACAUAAAGCCCCAAAAUAUCCUUCUUGAUGAUAAUUUCAUAGCAAAGAUUUCAGACUUUGGCUUAGCGAAACUACUCCGAACCAACCAAACACAGACAUAUACGGGUAUCCGUGGUACCCGCGGAUAUGUUGCCCCUGAGUGGUUCAAGAACGUCGGGAUCACUGCCAAGGUGGAUGUGUACAGCUUUGGGGUCAUUCUUCUGGAACUCAUCUGUUGCCGGCAAAAUGUGGAAAUGGAGGCUGCAGAAGAAGAGCAAAGUAUUCUUACUUACUGGGCAAAUGACUGUUAUAGGUGUGGCAGGGUCGACCUGCUGGUAGAUGGUGAUGAUGAGGCGAAGUUAAACAUCAAGAAGGUUGAAAGGUUUGUAGCAGUGGCAUUGUGGUGUCUCCAGGAGGAGCCAACUAUGCGACCCAGCAUCCUGAAGGUAACUCAAAUGCUUGAUGGAGCGGAUGCAAUCCCAACUCCUCCAGAUUCAUCUUCUGUGGUCAACUCGUUUCCAUAAUGUACUGCCUAGAUAUUGAAUAAUUAAUGCAUGUAUAAACUAACAUCAACAUUUAUGGUGUGGAAAGUUAUAUAAUUAACAACAAUUAACUUUGUUCUCAGGCGCAUAUUUAGCCCUGAACAUGUCAUAGAAUUUAAACCCAAGCAUUAUAUAAUAAAUUAUAUGCUUGGGUUACCAGUGCAAACAUCGGUUCGCCAGUUCU